This is a messenger RNA of Funneliformis geosporum, 468 nucleotides long. Lineage: Eukaryota; Fungi; Glomeromycota; Glomeromycetes; Glomerales; Glomeraceae. The record is from the annotation of a GenBank genome assembly.
AUGAAAUUACGUUUAUAUAAACAUUACAUUAACGAGGACCGAUUUCUUGAAGUUUCUUCAAGCAAUCAAGAUUAUUCAACAGAGGAAGGUGCCGUUAAGGAUGAAUUCUACAUAAAAAAUAUAGAGCACGGAGAUGAAGAGUAUGAUCCUAGGCCAGAUUAUGAUGUUAGCGAACCCGUGGACAUGAAUCCAAAUCAACUUCCACCACAUAAAUUACGUGAUUCCACUGAGGCUAUCUCCCAGACCGAAGGAUUUUACAAUGAAGGUGAAGAUACGGGUCCUUCUAUAGAAGGUGAAUCAGAUACUUCAAGAAAAUUAUCCUCGCUUGUUGCGGCCUCUCAUCGAGAAGAAAGAAGGCCGGAGGAUAAACAAAAAAGCGCGAUGAAGGCAUCCGAAUUACAUGAAAACAUCACUGGUCACCCCUUGGAAAUUAACGAUCAAGGAGAAGUAGUUACCGAAACCUUAUAG